Messenger RNA from Chelmon rostratus (copperband butterflyfish), 1520 nucleotides. RefSeq names its product tropomyosin 3 (gene tpm3). Lineage: Eukaryota; Metazoa; Chordata; Actinopteri; Chaetodontiformes; Chaetodontidae. Gene Ontology annotation, molecular function: actin filament binding. Gene Ontology annotation, biological process: actin filament organization; muscle contraction. Bases 81 to 935 code for a protein of 284 amino acids. Gene Ontology annotation, cellular component: actin filament. The record is from RefSeq and is a predicted model, not a curated record. The transcript has 10 exons.
UUUGCCAGGCUCUCAGGUCAUCCAUUUGCUCGCUCUAGUCACUCUGUGUAGCCAUAAAAUCGAAUUAAACCUCUGUCAAAAUGGAGGCCAUCAAAAAGAAGAUGCUUAUGCUAAAGUUGGACAAGGAGAAUGCACUGGACCAGGCUGAACAAGCUGAAGCAGACAAGAAGGCGGCCGAAGACAGAAGCAAGCAGCAUGAAGAUGAACUUCUGCAAAUGCAAAAGAAGCUGAAGGGGACAGAGGACGAGCUUGAUAAAUAUUCUGAGGCCCUGAAGGAUGCUCAGGAGAAGCUUGAGGUGGCCGAUAAGAAGGCUGCUGAUGCUGAAGCAGAAGUAGCUUCCCUAAACAGACGUAUCCAGCUAGUGGAGGAGGAGUUGGACCGAGCUCAGGAGAGACUGGCAACGGCUCUGCAGAAGCUGGAGGAGGCUGAGAAGGCAGCUGAUGAGAGUGAGAGAGGUAUGAAGGUGAUCGAGAACAGGGCUCUAAAGGAUGAAGAGAAGAUGGAGCUACAGGAGAUUCAACUUAAGGAGGCUAAACACAUCGCUGAGGAGGCAGACCGCAAGUAUGAGGAGGUGGCUCGGAAGCUGGUGAUUGUAGAAGGAGAGCUGGAGCGUACAGAGGAGAGGGCAGAGCUGGCUGAGGCUAAAUGUGCUGAACUGGAGGAAGAACUGAAGAACGUCACCAAUAACCUGAAGUCUCUGGAGGCCCAGGCUGAAAAGUACUCUCAAAAGGAGGACAAGUAUGAAGAAGAGAUCAAGAUAUUGACUGACAAGCUGAAAGAGGCUGAGACCAGAGCUGAGUUUGCUGAGAGAUCUGUGGCCAAGCUGGAAAAGACUAUUGAUGAUCUGGAAGAUGAGCUUUAUGCACAGAAACUCAAGUACAAAGCCAUCAGUGAGGAACUGGACCACGCCCUCAAUGACAUGACCUCCAUCUAAACGUCCAGAAGCUCAAACAUCCUGUCAGGUUGUGGGUUCAAGACUCUGCCUUUUGCUGCUGAACAUCAUGUCUUGGCUCAACUUCUUUCUCUGUCCCUCCCCAUCUUCCCUCCAGUUUAUUCUGUCUCAGUGCAUCUGCUGAACGUGCUUCUUUUCAAUCACCAUUGUUCACUGUAUGUUUUCUGUUUAAGGACACUUUGUCUAAUUUCGCUUUACUUCUGUAUCAACUUUGUUCUGUACCAGUGUUAAACAAUGGAGGGGAGAAAUGCUUAAGUUAAUGCAUCUGUGUCUAUGGCUGUUUGUGGCUAUUUUACCAUUAAAAAAGCACUUUAACAGUAGUUUAAAGUAUUCAGUCCUUACAGAAUCUUGCAGAUUUUUAUGUGAUUAUUGAAGCCCCAAAUGACUGAAAUUGCUGCAGCUUUUGAGACAACACACACACACACACUGAUGUACAGCAUCAGGAGCAAAUUGGCAUUCAGUAUCUUGCCCAAGGAUGCUUCGACAUGUAGGCUGCCAAGGCCAGGGAUUGAACCACCGCAAAUUGUUUGAUGAGCUUGUCCCAAUGUACAAUAAAUUCCUGUGAGU